AUGGCGGCGGAUAGUGACAAGAGGUUUAAAGGAGUAAAGAAACCGCGAUAUAAAACCAUGUACUUGUACGAGUUAGCUGUGAAUUUGAUAGGUACAAGACUCCUCGCAAAAGAAGAAGCGUAACCACCUGGUUUUCCUGGUCAGCGUUAUCAUAAAGUCGUCUCGUCUCCUGUGACAGGUGUGGCUAUCGGCCUUUUCCAUCGGUGGCAUGUGUCUACACUGUUCGAAAAUGACCGGCAUUUCUCGCAUUUAUCCGAAAUCGAGAGGGAAAUGUCCUUUCGCACGGAAAUGGUACGAGGGGAUGUAUUAUUAUUACUACAAAACGAUCGCGGAAUCGGAAACGUUCAUGGAUGGCUUGAGAAAAAUCAGUCACGAUAACAUUUCAGAAUACGGAAAUGUUAUUGAUGCGACUAAAAAGUACAGCUUGAUGCCAGAGUUAGUUGCUGGAUAUCUUUAUCAUUUUGCCAAGAGUCUGGGAAUCAUUUCUGUAGAGCAAUGUUGGCAAGUAGAAAGAGGAGAAGGUCUGCCGCCGGUAACCAGCUGUGAAGGCUUGGGAGUUCCCAUUUACUUUUAUUUAGAAGUUGUUUGGUAUUCCAGUAUGUUUACCGUGGUUGCACUAUUCUGCUAUGCUAUGUAUUUGGGUAAUAGCAUAAGGAGUGGAAUCGUUGCUACGUUAUUUUUCUUUUAUAAUCACAAUGAAUGCACUAGAGUCCAAUGGACACCGCCAUUACGUGAAAGCUUUGCAUAUCCUUUACUCCUUUUCCAAAUUUAUAUGGUGACAGUAAUUCUCAGAAAAAGUUCAGCAUUGGGUCAUGACGUGGAUGCUUUGCUGAAAAUGGGCAUAUCCACGAUAAUUAGUCUAUGCUGCUGGCAAUUUUCUCAGUUUGUAUUUGCCACGCAAAUCAUAGCAUUAUUAAUAUUAAAGUGGAUGAGAAUAAUUUCAAAUGAUCUCUAUAUAUGCAUUUGCGUAGUUCAGGGUUGGUCCAUUAUGUUAGUUAUGAAUGUGACAGACAGAAAUCCCUUGCUUUAUUCUUUAUAUUUCUGUCUCUUAUUCACUAGUUGUAUUCUAAGCUUUGCAGUAAAAUUUUCGAAAUUUUUGAGCACAAAACUGCAAACGAUCUUAGAAAUUAUUCUCACAAUUGUCUGCACAAAAUGCUUGAAAUCGUUUUUCUCGUCUAUUUACGAAGACGACGCGCACGUAUUCAAUUUACUCAAGUCAAAACUAACUAACUAUAAGGAUUUUCACACGAUGCUGUACACAUGUUCCGCCGAAUUCGAUUUUCUACAGUUCAGAAGUUACGAGGCGAUCAUGAAGACAUUGCUAUUGCCUUGUGCCGUACUCGCCGGAGUACUGGCGGUCUAUUUUUGGUACAGAAACUAUAAAACCAAAGGAUAUCCGAAAUGCAUAGAUGCUGAUCUGGCGUAUAACGGCCUACAGACUGGAGCUUUCACCAUUAUGGCAAUUUUUAUCAUGAGACUAAAACUGUUUAUGAAUCCUCAUCUCUGUAUAAUAGCUGGCACAGUUUGCUCGAAUAAGUACCUGGACAAAUUUGGAUUAAAGAACGAGAUGAUGAAGACUGCCGUUACUAUUUUGUUGAUAUCAGCAAUGUCUUAUCACGGUUUGGAGAAACUUCAAGAAGAAAGAAGUAUCAUAGGUGAAUACAGUAACAUUGAACAGGAAGAAUUGUUCGAAUGGAUAAAGGGUAACACGCCUGAACACGCUGUGUUUGCUGGAAAGAUGUCUUUGAUGGCAAAUUUAAUGCUCUCUACCGGCAGACCGAUCGUCAAUAAUCCUUACUACGAAAGCAAGGAGAUGAGAGAUCGAACGAUGAAAGUUUACGAGAUCUUCAGCAGAAAGGAUGCUGCAUCCGUAUACUUCAGCCUGAGGAACAUGCACGUGGGUUAUGUGGUGCUGGAGAAGUCCCUCUGCUUUGGCUUUGCAAAUCUACAAGCUGGAUGCCAAAUGAUCGAUCUAUGGGACCUGGUUGACAAUGGAACCGCGAAGGCAGCUGGAAAGCUACCACUCUGCCCACUGCUGUUCCGUGGAAACGCUUACCCUUUCAAAAGGGCUUUUGUAAAUAAUCGCUACGUUGUUUUGCAGCUAGAUUACUCUCACUACGUCGAACUGAAACCAAAGACUUCCAUACCCCUUCACUAUCAAUCUUAAAAGCGUUUCUAUCGAGCGUGUGUUUGUGUAACAAAUUGAAGAUACCUCGCGAGAUUACAGAAGAUAUUUUUCCCAAAAGUUGUACAUGAGAGAUAUAUAUAUUUCUUUUAAAACAGUGACUGAUUGAAGUGUGGCGGAGCGACGUUGUUGGCCGUGAAAUUUGAAUAAAGAGUUAGAAUACUUUUUA
Messenger RNA from Megachile rotundata (alfalfa leafcutting bee), 2354 nucleotides. RefSeq names its product protein C-mannosyl-transferase DPY19L1. Lineage: Eukaryota; Metazoa; Arthropoda; Insecta; Hymenoptera; Megachilidae. The record is from RefSeq and is a predicted model, not a curated record. Gene Ontology annotation, molecular function: mannosyltransferase activity. Gene Ontology annotation, cellular component: nuclear inner membrane.